Messenger RNA from Polyodon spathula (Mississippi paddlefish), 2848 nucleotides. Its product is annotated as transmembrane protein 115-like. Gene Ontology annotation, biological process: retrograde vesicle-mediated transport, Golgi to endoplasmic reticulum. The transcript is spliced from 2 exons. Gene Ontology annotation, cellular component: Golgi apparatus; membrane. NCBI's taxonomy places the organism in Eukaryota, Metazoa, Chordata, Actinopteri, Acipenseriformes, Polyodontidae. The record is from RefSeq and is a predicted model, not a curated record. Bases 1100 to 2164 code for a protein of 354 amino acids.
ACGGUGGUAGCAGUGGCGUAUCGCGGGGUGUGCCUUGAGUUUACGUUAAGGGGAGAAAUAGUUGAGAUAAACGUCACCAGAAAAAAAAACUAAUUAAAUUGCCAAAAUACAACCAGAACCACCCAACAGCAGCGGUGUUCAGAUUCGUUGCGUGGACAGGGGUAAUAUCCCUUUAAUUUCAGUUAUCUGGGCCUGGCGAGGGAGGAUAAUCCCCGGGCUCACCUGUGGACUGGGGCCGGGAAAAGGUCGGGGAGAGAGAGGACGGGGAGAGGCGGAGAAGAGCCGUGGAAUUCUGUCUUUGAAAUAGGAAGCUGAUUAUCUGUACUCCGGAGGCCAAAAUAGUACGACAAAAAAAUAACGUUUACCACAAGCUGUACUGUGAGCAGACGACUGGAGUAAACGAACAAGCUGAUUUGGGAGUUUAUUUUCUUUAAGUUCAGUUUUUUCCGCUGACAUCUCUUAUUUAUACUACUGGCAGAGAUGCUUACAACCUGUCUAUUGGAAUAAGAGUUUUCCUCAAUGGGAAAAAAAACAGCAUGACUGCAGAUGAGAGUGGAAAAGCACUCGACUAACGAUCAUAAAGAGUUAAAUAUAUCAUAUAGGUGUGGUACGCACAUAUAUAGUAGUUAAUUACAUAUCAAUAUAAGGGCGUGUUCAACUGGUUACUAGAAUGACAGACUCCCGACUUUCUUAAGUGUUCUAUAAAAAUUAAAAAAAGAAAAAAUCUUAUAGGAUUCAUUUUUUGAUUAUCCUUGAUUUUCUUUUUCCCCUUAAGUUUACUAGCUACCAGUAUUGCUACUAGUAACCGUUUGCUUUCCUCAUUAAUAUUUCAUUAAUGGUUUACUGUGUGUGCUCAAGAUUUAGCUUAUUUUCUACACCAGGCCAUCUCUGUAUUAAUAUACUGAUGGGACCGGUUUUAAUAAUAAAGCAAAUUAUUUGUUUGGAUGCUGCUGUUUUUUGAACGCUGGAUGUAUUCCAGCAGAGAAAUCCAAACACAUCUCUUUAGUGUUUUUCUGCUUUUGCAAUUUCAAAUCUCUUGAAGACAUUAAGAUCUAGUGCCACAGCAUUUACUUUACUUUUAUUCAGUAACUGAAUAAAAAUGAACCGCUAUUUGCCAGUCGCCCGCCAACACUUUCUGGCUGCCCUAGCCAGCACUAGUGUGGUGGUCAAAGCCAUCUGUGCCAUAGUUAUCCUUUUGUACCUGCUCUCUCUAGUGGUGGACACUGUCUACAUGCUGGGGGUGACACCUGGCUUUCUCUUUCCUCCGAACUUCUGGAUCUGGACCCUGGCCACCCACGCGGUGACAGAACAGCACGUGUGGGAUGUGGUGGUUAGCCUGGCCACGGUGAUCGUGGCCGGGAGGCUGCUGGAGCCCCUGUGGGGUGCCUUGGAGCUGCUCAUCUUCUUUGCCAUCGUCAACGUCUCCGUGGGCCUCCUGGCCGGCUUCUCUUACUUGUUCACCUACAUGUCCACCUUCAACCUGGACUACCUGUUUGAGGUGCGGAUCCACGGCAUGCUGGGCUUCUUGGGAGGAGUGCUGGUGGCCCUCAAGCAGACGAUGGGUGACUCCACAGUGCUGCGCGUGCCCCAGGUGCGGCUCAAGGUGGCCCCCAUGCUGGUGCUGCUGGCCCUGGCUGUCCUGCGCUUCACCACAUUGAUUGACACUACGGCCCCACUAGCAGCGUACGGCUACGGCGUGCUGUCCGGGUGGGUGUACUUGCGGUUCUACCAGAAACACAGCCGUGGCCGGGGGGACAUGUCAGACCACUUUGCCUUUGCCUCCUUCUUCCCAGAGAUCCUGCAACCACUGGUGGGCCUCCUGGCUGGGCUGGUGCACAGCAUACUGAUCAAGGUGAAGGUGUGCCGCAAAACCGUCAAGCGGUAUGACGUGGGAGCGCCUUCCUCCAUCACCAUCAGCCUGCCUGGCACUGACCCUCAAGAUGCUGAGAGGAGAAGGCAGCUUGCCCUGAAGGCUUUGAACGAACGUCUGAAGCGAGUGGAGGACCAGUCUGCCUGGCCGAACAUGGAGGAGGAGGAGGAGGACGACGAAAGUGGAGCUGACGUGCCUCUCCUCCCUGGACGUGAGGCCCCAUCCGCUGCUGGGGCGGGCGGGGGCCAGGAGUCCAGCAUCAUCAGCUUUGAGGACGCACCUUUACAGUCCUAAUGCCACAGCUAAGACAAGACUGACGUUAGAGCAACAGAGAGAGAUACGCAUUCAGCUCCUAACCAUCAGGAGGGACCUCCUUGCACUUGUUAAUGGGAAAAGUAACAGUUAAAACAAAAUUAUAUAUGUAAAAAAAAUCCUAUGUCAGCGCUCGAUCCAUUUACACUUGGGGCAGGGGCAGGUUUUUAUUUCUCUUUCAGCCAAUAGGUGUAAACUCUAAAGUCUGCCGGACAGUUUCCCUGACUUGCCAGACGCCUGCUGGAAUUUCGUUGUUAAAUUCCAUGUACCGUGUUGUUUCCUAACAAAGUAGGUUUCAUCUGAAAGUGCUACAUAAACAACUUGUAGGAUACCCUUUGUGCUACCAGUUAGUCAUGGUUGUGUCCGAUUUGUAAACCUUUCGUUUUAUUUUAUUUUUUUUUCACAUAAACUUUAGAAAUGCUUGCAAACGCUUCCAUUUUCUUUUUUAAAUGCUUAAAGGUCUGUUUGUACUUAAAUAAAUCUUUGAAAUUGUGAAAUCUUGCUACUUGAGAGAUGUACUCUAUCUUAAAUGAUCAGUUUUGUGAAUUUGCUAGGCUUUGCAGAAUAAUUGUCGUGUUCAAUUUCUGUAGACUAUCGCAACAGUCCCACACUCCUGAAUCAUCCUUUUGCUUUAACAUGUGGAAUAAAGAUCUUGUAUAACAAAAA